AUGGUGCUCAAGUACUUCUCCUAUGGCUCAUUGAUAGCUGUGCUUUUCGUCGGCUACACACUCUCCGUGCUGUACGAACAAUAUUCGAAAGAGAAGAGGAUUCGGAAGUUGGGUGAAGUCGCGCCAAAAUGCAAGACAUGGGCUCCCUGGGGUCUCGAUUUCCCAUUCUAUUCAACAGCAGCCCUUCAGAGAAAUGAAGCCGUAGAGUUCUGGACGUACUUGUUCGAAAGCACUGGCGGUAUCGCCAAACUGUCAUAUACCUGCGAACUUCGUCUCCUGUCGUCAGUCCGCGUCAUUUUCACCGCCGACCCGGACAACAUCAAGGCCAUAUUGACCACACAGUUCCAGGAUUAUGGCAAGACAGAGCCCUUCCACGAAGAAUGGAAGGACUUCUUGGGCGACAGUAUCUUCACCACGGAUGGGAAACAAUGGUCGGACUCGCGUAAUCUGAUCAGGCCUAUGUUCCAGCGAGAGCGCGUGUCAGAUCUGGAACUAGUUGAAGUGCAUGUGCAGAAACUCCUCAAGUUCCUUGGGCCUGGUGAUGGCAGGCAGCUGCGGCUGGAUACGCUCUUCUUCCGCUUCACUCUUGAUGCGUCAACACAUUUCCUGUACGGAGAGUCUGUAAACAGCUUGGACAAUCCGGACUCGGAGUUUGCGACUGCGUUCGAUGAGGUGCAGCAUGUUCAGGUGUUGGAGGGUAGACUGGGCCCAUUCCGGCACUAUUAUCCCAAGGGUGGUAAGCGGGCGGCUCUGAAGAAGCUCGACAAGUUCAUGGAUCCCAUCAUCAGCAAUGUGCUGAAGCUUACCCCGGAAGAAAUCGAGACGAAGCUAUCCAAGUCGGAUACCUUCAUCCAUGCGCUGGCGCGGUUUACCCGCGAUAGAAAGGUCAUGCGCGAUCAGAUCAUCAGCCUACUGCUCGCUGGACGGGAUACUACAGCAUGUACGCUCUCAUGGCUGUUCCUUGAGCUGUCCCGCAAUCCAAAGGUCGUGGAAAGGCUACGGGAAGAAAUUCAUGAGCACAUCGGCACGGAUGGAAGGCCUCCAACUUAUCAGGAAAUCAAAGACAUGAAGUAUCUCACCUGGGUCAUCAACGAGACGCUUCGCCUGUACCCGGUCGUGCCUUUCAACGUGCGUGGUGCGCUGAAGGACACGACACUACCUCGUGGUGGUGGACCUGAUGGGAAACAGCCGCUUGGAAUCCUGAAGGAUACUCCUAUUGGGUACAGCACUAUCCUCAUGCAACGCCGGCGAGAUCUCUACCCACCAAUCUCAGAGAGCUUCCCCUACGACCCACUCGACUGGGUUCCAGAGCGAUGGGCGACCUGGACACCGAAAGCGUGGCAGUACAUUCCUUUCAACGGAGGUCCUCGCAUCUGUAUCGGGAUGAAUUUUGCUAUGUCUGAGAUGGGAUACACUGUUGUACGAUUGCUGCAGGAGUUCGACACGAUUAUCGAUUAUGGCAAUACGACCACUGCAAAGUGUGAGAUUGUCAUAACGCCUGCUGAUGGAACGAAUGUCGGAUUUGUGAAGAGUGCUGUCAAGGCUUAA
Messenger RNA from Cyphellophora attinorum, 1548 nucleotides. Its product is annotated as Cytochrome 52A13. The transcript is spliced from 3 exons. The record is from RefSeq and is a predicted model, not a curated record. NCBI's taxonomy places the organism in Eukaryota, Fungi, Ascomycota, Eurotiomycetes, Chaetothyriales, Cyphellophoraceae. Bases 1 to 1548 code for a protein of 515 amino acids. Gene Ontology annotation, molecular function: oxidoreductase activity, acting on paired donors, with incorporation or reduction of molecular oxygen; monooxygenase activity; iron ion binding.